This is a messenger RNA of Penicillium diatomitis, 1839 nucleotides long. RefSeq names its product aspartic endopeptidase. NCBI's taxonomy places the organism in Eukaryota, Fungi, Ascomycota, Eurotiomycetes, Eurotiales, Aspergillaceae. Gene Ontology annotation, cellular component: membrane; lumenal side of endoplasmic reticulum membrane; cytoplasmic side of endoplasmic reticulum membrane. Gene Ontology annotation, molecular function: aspartic endopeptidase activity, intramembrane cleaving. The transcript has a single exon. The record is from RefSeq and is a predicted model, not a curated record. Gene Ontology annotation, biological process: membrane protein proteolysis. Bases 1 to 1839 code for a protein of 612 amino acids.
AUGGAUGAAGACAUAAGCCCAGUUGCAGAGCUGCUUGGGCAAGCGAUCUACCAUUUUGAACGCCUUCAGCCUUUGCUUCCGACAUACGGACAUCUUAUCGUGGCGGCUUUGUUUCCAAUCUGGAUUGGGGCUCAUGCAUCCCUUUCUCGACCUUCAUCUGCCGCUAAAGCGCUUGAGAAGAAAGACUUUGAGGAUAUUCAGACUGCCUCUGAUGACUCGGAUGAUGAAUCAGGCCCCGAUCAAAAAAUGGAAGGGCUCGAGCCAUCCGAUGCUCUGAUUUUCCCAGUCACUGCAGGCCUAACCCUAGGAGGUCUUUAUCUUGUGAUCAAGUGGCUGGAGGACCCUGCAAUCUUGAACAAGAUCCUAAGCUUCUAUUUCUCGGGAAUGGGGGUGUUCUUUGCUGUCGCUUUCUUGAAAGACUUCUUGAUGAUGUCUCGCUCCUUCAUGCUUCCCCGUCGCUACAAGUCUGCAGGCAAGUUGUGGGUUGUCAGUCAGUCUCGGCAAAUCUUCAUUGCUCGAUCGACGAAUGGGGCCGACACGACACAAGCGGUGCGCCAGUCUCCUCUUCCUGGCAUCUUUGGUGCAAUCCCACUUCCACGGCCAGUGAUGUCCUUGCUGUGGACUACUCGGAAUGUCUGUUACCAACGCCUACAAGUACGAGCUCACGUUCGAGGUAUUCUGAACGUCAAGAUCCUAGUUGGUCUUCUCGACCUUCUCAGUGCAAUCUUCGCCUUUGUCGCUGUUGGCUACUUUGCGUUUGUUCAGAAGCCGUGGUGGCUGACCAACUUCCUGGGAUUCAGCUUCAGCUAUGGGACCUUGCAGUUCAUGUCUCCUUCCACCUUCUGGACCGGGUCCCUGAUCUUGAGUUCGUUGUUCUUUUACGACAUCUACUUUGUCUUUUUCACCCCCAUGAUGGUAACUGUGGCUACCAAGCUGGAUGUUCCUAUCAAAUUGCUUUUCCCAAGACCACCAAGUCCUGGCGAUGAAUCAAACGUUCAAUCUUUGGCCAUGCUUGGUUUGGGGGAUAUUGUUGUACCCGGCAUGAUGAUUGGGCUGGCAUUACGGUUCGAUCUCUUCCUUUACUACUACCGAAAAGGCAUCGAAUCAGCACAUCUGCAAGGACUGGCAGAUGAAUCUGUCAAGCCUCAAUAUCAGCGCGCCACCGGAGCUUGGGGAGAACGAUUUUGGGCUUCAGCUGCCAAGCCGCAGACGCCUGAGCUUACCCCACCGUAUUCAGACGCGCGAUCUUUCCCCAAAGUCUACUUCAAGGCGAGUGUCAUCGGAUACAUAAUUGGAAUGGUCACAACCUUGCUUGCCAUGCAAUACUCAAAUCACGCACAGCCUGCUCUGCUCUAUCUUGUUCCCGGUGUACUCAUUUCCCUGUGGGGAACCGCUUUCUUCCGCGGGGAGACCAGCAUUAUGUGGAACUUUUCAGAUACCGAGGCAGACGAAGACCCUGAUGCUGAAAAUCAGAGCAAAGAAGAAGAUGCCGCGAAAGCUGGAAGCGAUCUUUCCAAGCUCGGCGAGCAGAAGGGACUGAUCUCGAGAAUCUUUUCGGGUGACGUGAGUCAUCUUGCAAUAAGUUCGAAAAACGAUGAAUCAAUGAUGGCGAAGGAAAAGAAGCGUGAGGCGAGUAGUGAAGGAACAUUGUCUGCGAACCCGGUAUCAGACAGCCAUCUGACAAAAGACGCAAAGUCCAAAGAACAGCAGGACUUGGUUUCAUUCUCAAUCUCUUUCCCAGAGAAACCAGAGGGAAAAAAGGGGGAGCUCAGGAAGAAGAAGCUGAUCCGGUGGUGGCCAUUUCUGAAGCCGGCGAGCAACUUGAUGAGCCUCCACUGA